Molecule: messenger RNA, 1974 nt
Organism: Otolemur garnettii (small-eared galago)
Lineage: Eukaryota; Metazoa; Chordata; Mammalia; Primates; Galagidae
Gene: SLC25A32
Product: solute carrier family 25 member 32
Exons: 7
Coding region: 201-1148 (315 amino acids)
Biological process (GO): nucleotide transport; folate import into mitochondrion; mitochondrial transport
Cellular component (GO): mitochondrial membrane; mitochondrion
Molecular function (GO): folic acid transmembrane transporter activity; FAD transmembrane transporter activity
Source: RefSeq, a predicted model, not a curated record
CCCCCACCCCCGACACGCCCCUUCUGUGCCAGGGUCCCUCGGCUUCGCCCGGGCCCCCAGGUCUCAUUGCCCGUCCCGGAAGUGAGCUCGUGCCUUGCGGUUCCAGCUCCUGGGCGGCGAUCGUCGCCACGGUGGCAGCCACUGCAUCUCGUCCCACCUCCGCGGCCCUGGGCGCCGUGGUGUCGGCGGCCCCAGAGCCCAUGACGGGCCAGGGCCAGUCGGCGUCUGGGUCGUCGGCGUGGAGCACGGUCUUCCGCCAUGUCCGGUAUGAGAACCUGGUAGCGGGCGUGAGUGGAGGGGUAUUAUCCAACCUCGCGCUGCACCCGCUCGACCUCGUGAAGAUCCGCUUCGCCGUGAGUGAUGGAUUGGAACUGAGACCAAAAUAUAAAGGAAUUUUACAUUGCUUGACUACCAUUUGGAAACUUAAUGGACUACGGGGACUUUAUCAAGGAGUAACUCCAAAUGUCUGGGGUGCAGGCUUAUCCUGGGGACUCUACUUUUUCUUUUACAAUGCAAUCAAAUCUUAUAAGACUGAGGGAAGAGCUGAACGUUUAGAGGCAACAGAAUACCUCAUCUCAGCUGCUGAAGCUGGAGCCAUGACCCUCUGCAUUACAAACCCAUUAUGGGUAACAAAAACUCGCCUGAUGUUACAGUAUGAUGGUGUCGUUAAUUCCCCACAGCAACAAUAUAAAGGAAUGUUUGAUACACUUGUGAAAAUAUAUAAAUAUGAAGGUGUGCGUGGAUUGUAUAAGGGAUUUAUUCCUGGGCUGUUUGGAACAUCACAUGGUGCCCUUCAGUUUAUGGCAUAUGAACUGCUGAAGUUGAAGUAUAACCAGCAUAUCAAUAGAUUACCAGAAGCACAAUUGAGCACAGUAGAAUAUAUAUCUGUUGCAGCACUAUCCAAAAUAUUUGCUGUAGCAGCAACAUACCCAUAUCAAGUUGUGAGAGCUCGUCUUCAGGAUCAACACAUGUGUUACAGUGGUGUAAUGGAUGUUAUCGCAAAGACAUGGAGGAAAGAAGGCAUUGGUGGAUUUUACAAAGGAAUUGCCCCCAAUUUGAUUAGAGUGACGCCUGCCUGCUGUAUUACCUUUGUGGUAUAUGAAAAUGUCUCACAUUUUUUACUUGACCUGAGAGAAAAGAGAAAGUAAGCUAAAAGAAAAUAAUUCCAAUCUAUCUGCUCAAGGUGACAACAAGAUUUUUUAUGUUUGAAGUGUAAACUCUGAAGAAUGCUGCAUAGUAACAUGGCUCAUAAUCAAAACUAGUCUAUAAUUGUUAGAAGUCUAAGAACUGCUAAGGCUUCACGAUGUUUUUCUGCUUUUUGCCUUCCCCAUAUAUAUGGGACUUGGAUACCUCUGCCUGAAAUGACUGCCAUCAACACAAUGCCAAAACGGCCAUCAAGUGUAAUUUCACAAAUCUCUUCAUUUCAUUAUUCAGCUAGAAGUUGACUUGCAACAUUUGCUAAAUGGAUUAGAUGAAUAUGCUGCUUUUUCUGAACUUAUUUGCCUGAGUUGGCUUUAAAAUUAACCUUUGUGCAAUAGCAAGAAAAUAGCUUCUUACAAGAAAUGCAUUGUGUGUUUCCAGGGGAAAUUAAACUUUCAGGAUUUACUGGAUAAGAUGUUGCUCCUCCAGACCAUUUUAGAAUUGAGAGUUUUUAAUGAGAAAAAAUGACUUUAAAUGUGCUUUAGUUUUAAUUUGAUUGGGAUGCACUAACCACAGAAACUUGAGAAGUUAUGUACUUCUCUGAGAAAUAUGACAUCUGUUAUCAUUGUUAAUUUUUUUUCCAGGAACUUCCGUAAUUUAAAAUGUAAUCCUGAAUCCAGUUGUUAUUUUGGGGGGAGGGGGGUGUAGGAGGCAUGGUACUUAGUAUACUUUAAAUUUUUUAAAUCUGAACUUCUACAAUCCACCGAUAUUGUUGGCCUUUAAUAUACAUGGCUGUAAAUCACUUAUUGAAGAUGAUAAAGAGAUCACCUUUUA